AUGCGCCGCGCCAGCCGAGACUACACCAAGUACCUGCGCGGCCCCGACGACAUGGGCGGCGGCGGCUCCGGAGUCGCCCUGUUCCUCUACUUCCGAGCGCAGAUGGAUCCUAACAGAAUAUCAGAAGACGGCACUCACUGCAUUUAUAGAAUUUUGAGACUCCAUGAAAAUGCAGAUUUGAAAGAUACAACUCUGGAGAGUCAAGACACAAAAUUAAUACCUGACUCUUGUAGGAGAAUUAAACAAGCCUUUCAAGGAGCUGUGCAAAAGGAGUUACAACAUAUUGUGGGAUCCCAACAUAUCAGAGCAGAGAAAGCUAUGGUGGACAGUACGUGGUUAGAUGUGACGAGGAGGGGCAAGCCUGAAACUCAGCCUUUUGCACAUCUCACCAUUAAUGCCACUGAUAUCCCAUCAGGUUCCCAUAAAGUGAGUCUGUCUUCAUGGUACCAUGACCGAGGUUGGGCAAAAAUCUCCAACAUGACGUUUAGCAAUGGAAAACUCAUAGUUAACCAAGACGGCUUUUAUUACCUGUAUGCCAACAUUUGCUUUCGACAUCAUGAGACUUCAGGAGACCUAGCUAAAGAGUAUCUUCAGCUGAUGGUGUAUGUCACGAAAACCAGCAUCAAAAUCCCAAGUUCUCAUACCCUCAUGAAAGGAGGAAGCACCAAAUAUUGGUCAGGAAAUUCAGAAUUCCACUUUUAUUCCAUAAAUGUCGGAGGAUUUUUUAAGCUACGAUCUGGUGAGGAAAUAAGCAUUGAGGUAUCCAACCCAUCCCUACUGGACCCAGAUCAAGAUGCAACAUACUUUGGGGCUUUUAAAGUUCGUGAUAUAGAUUGAGCCCCAUUUUGUGGAGCAUUAUCAUAUAUUUCUGUUUGGAGACUUUUUUUUCCUUUAAAAAAAAAAAAAGGCUGAGAAAGAUGUAUAUAGGUGUAUAGGUGUGUGAGACUACUAAGAGGCAUGGUCCACAAUGGUACAAGACUCAUUAUCCAUGCUUUUGCCCUGCAGAGAGUAUGCAAACCUACACCCAAUGGGAGAUAUUUGACUCAUGUCAUGCUACACAAUGGUUUUCAAAUUUUGUAAUGAAUUCCUAGAAUUAAACCAGAUUGG
Otolemur garnettii (small-eared galago) is the source of this 1107-nucleotide messenger RNA. It is a transcript of the gene TNFSF11, whose product is annotated as TNF superfamily member 11. Lineage: Eukaryota; Metazoa; Chordata; Mammalia; Primates; Galagidae. The transcript is spliced from 6 exons. Gene Ontology annotation, biological process: immune response. The record is from RefSeq and is a predicted model, not a curated record. Gene Ontology annotation, molecular function: tumor necrosis factor receptor binding. Gene Ontology annotation, cellular component: membrane. Bases 1 to 837 code for a protein of 278 amino acids.